This is a messenger RNA of Colletotrichum higginsianum IMI 349063, 327 nucleotides long. RefSeq lists its product as uncharacterized. The transcript is spliced from 2 exons. Bases 1 to 327 code for a protein of 108 amino acids. The record is from RefSeq and is a predicted model, not a curated record. Lineage: Eukaryota; Fungi; Ascomycota; Sordariomycetes; Glomerellales; Glomerellaceae.
AUGACCGAAAAGCCCAAUAUCGACUGGGACAGCUUCGCCAAUGCUGCGGGCUUCAAAAGCGCGAAUGUCGCCCAGACUCGCUGGGGUCAGAUAAAGCGGAAGUUCAACAUCCCGGCCGGCCCGGCCACUCCGAAGAAGGCCACGCCAAAGGCCUCCCCGUCAACUCCUGGCUCCUCUUCCAGAGUCAAGAAAAACACUGGUCGUGUUGGAGGAAAAGGGGCUAAGAUUAUAAAGUCAGAGGAGAAGGCUGAGGAUAGUGAGCCUGAGGAUCCCAAACAUGAGACCACUGGCGAGUUGACAGGGUUCAAGUUCGAGGAGGAGAUCUGA